Adineta steineri is the source of this 834-nucleotide messenger RNA. Lineage: Eukaryota; Metazoa; Rotifera; Eurotatoria; Adinetida; Adinetidae. The record is from the annotation of a GenBank genome assembly.
AUGCUUCUUAAACUUGUUUUUCUUUUGGCAGUUUGUGGACACAAUGUUUUUGCUAUUGACUAUCCCGAAGAUGCUUGUGGUCUUCGUCCUUUAAUUGAUCCUCCAGGAAAUUCAUCAUCGAGAAUUGUUGGCGGUUUUGAAUCGGUACGAGGUGAUUGGCCAUGGGCAAUAUCUAUGCAACGUCAAGGAAGUCAUAUUUGUGGUGGAUCACUUAUAAAUAAUCAAUGGAUUGUUACAGCAGCUCAUUGUCUUGCUGGAAAUACAAAUCCACUUAUUUACACUAUUGUUUUUGGUGCUCAUGAUCGACUAAUUUCUGAUCCAUGGGUUAUUAAAAGAUCAGUUUCAAACAUUAUCAUCCACCCAAAUUAUAACUCACAAAAUUUUGCAAAUGAUAUCGCUCUUAUGAAAUUAUCCGCUAUAGUUAAACCAUAUACACAACAUUAUAUGCCUAUUUGUUUUCCAGGUGAUAAUCAAGUAUUUGAAAAUCAAACUGGACAUACCGUUGGUUGGGGUGCAUCAUAUUAUGGUGGUAGUAUAUUACGAUACAAAAGUGAAGUAGCUACACCUAUAUUAAGUGAUACUGCAUGCAGAGCACGUUAUAACGCAGGUAUGAUCAAUCCGGCCUAUCAAAUUUGUUCAGGUGGAAGUAAUAAAGGAGCUUGUCAAGGUGAUUCUGGUGGUCCAUUUAUUGUUGCUGAUCCUACACGAGGUGGGCGAUAUGUUCUUGCUGGUCUUACUUCAUGGGGUAUUGGAUGUGGUCAAGGUGGUGUCUAUACACGUCUUUCAUAUUAUAGACCAUGGAUAGAAUCACAUGCCGGUUCUGUUUUGUCUUAA